CUCGGCUCAUUCGCUCGCGGAGACUCCUCUCACAUCACAGCGUCCACAUUACAUCAACUUCAAAACACAUCGUUAACCCGGAGGAGAGGGGCUACUGCCGCGGACUGUGACGACUAACAGACACUUAAUCACCCAAGGGACACACACAGCCUCUCCGAGCCGUGUUGCUGCGACUGGUCCAGUUCCUGUCCAUCCAGUGAGUCCAGUGGCUGUCAGCCCAGUGAGCUGUUUGAGCUGUCUCAUAGCCAUGGAUUGCAUCAUUAUGGGACAAUAGCAGCGAGGAUCAAAACUCUCCCUCCUCCUCCUCCUCUUCAUUUUCCUCCAUCUCCCCCCUAUUCUUUUCCUCUCAGCCUGACCCUCCACUGAAUCCCUCCCCCUAACAAACACAAAGUCACCCGCACACACACACAUGCAAACCUCUGACCACUCCUCCCACGCUGGUCAUGGUCCACUCCCCCUGUCUCUCCAGCGAGUCAGUCAGAGAGUCGGUGGACACUGUGUGUAAUCCUGUGUAAAGCAUAGGCCCUAUACGGCUGCAUAUGCUCCCUUUUGUCAUGGCGGCUGUUGUUGUUGUGGAGGCCUCCCUCAGGAGAGAGCAUGAGGGAACACAGAAGGCAGCAUAAAACUCACAAAGGGAGGAAGAGAGAGCGAGUGAGAGACACUGACGCUGCCGUUUAUUUGACCAGAGGAGAAUGAGCUUCACAGGGCAACACAUGGAAUUCAAUGAGGGUGAGACCACAUGAUGUGGGACUGGCAAUACCACCCCAGUCCAACCACACAUUGGACCAGCAGUCGACUUUGGCGAUAUCUACCACAUAGUGAGCUGCGAAAAGUAAUGCAGUGAAAUAGAGAAAAGUAAACAAGACUUUGUUUUUUGUUUUUUGAUGAGAAUAUUUUUUUAUUUUUCCUCUCCUUGGUGUUUAUUUUUUAUAUCAGCUUACCAAAAGUGCCUUUUUUGUGUUACUUUUGCCAUUUUUCUUACUCUGCAUAAUCAUUCUCAAUAUUGCCACUCAUUAUCUACGUAACAAAACACAUAGUGAAAGUCACAUGCAGUGUGUGUUGCCAUAUUAUAGAUUAGGUACAUAGAAUAUUUGACUUUCUGCGUGGGUGUUAACAGCCUCUACACCAGCCUCAUCCACAGCUGACAAUCAUCACCUUCCUGAUUUUUUCUAAUCUUUGGGAACGCCUCAUUACAAACCCCGGCAUUAAAAACCACAGAGAGUCUUAUCGCUCCACACCAGUGAACUUUCUACACUGCCUCCUCUUGGCCUUCGUUGCUUUGACGACGCAGAGCUGUCGCCAUGGUCAGUAUCCACUCCAAAUGGCGCUACCUGUUCAUGUUCCUGGGCAUCCAGCUGGUUGUCAUGGCACUGCUGUCCCGAGAGGGAUACCAGAAAAGAGUCAGCUACUUCAUCCGAAUCUUCCGCAAACCAGACAUUGCUGGUGUCUCUGGUCGAAACCACACGCCUGCUAGUUUCGGCGGAAGUGACGUUUACGCCAACCUCUCCCACCUAUCCAAAGCUCAUAGCCAUGGAAACGAGAUGCCAUACUGCCCUAAGACGUCCCCUCUUAUAGGUGGGCCGAUCCACGUCAGCUUUCCGUCAGGGCUCACUCUGGCAGAGGUUCAGAGGAAAAAUCCCCUGGUGGUGCGCGGAGGACGCUACAGGCCACCAGACUGUGAGGCGAAACACCGGACAGCCAUCAUCAUUCCCCACAGACACCGAGAGCACCACCUCAAGUUCCUCCUGUACUACCUACAUCCUUUUCUGCAGCGACAACAGCUGCACUAUGGGAUUUACGUCAUUCACCAGGCGGGUAACUACACUUUUAAUCGGGCCAAGCUGAUGAAUGUUGGUUUCCGGGAGGCCAUGAAAGAGGAAGACUGGGACUGUCUCUUCUUCCAUGAUGUGGACCUCAUCCCAGAGGACGACCGCAACACCUACGUCUGCGACUCCAACCCUAAGCAUGCAGCCAUCGCCAUGGACAAGUUUGGCUACAAGCUUCCGUACAAGAUGUACUUUGGAGGAGUGUCAGCUCUGACGCCACUGCACUACCUCAAAAUGAACGGUUUUCCCAACAACUACUGGGGCUGGGGCGGAGAGGACGACGACAUCGGAGUCCGAGUGUCUCUGGCGGGGAUGUUUAUCACUCGUCCGACGCUGAAGGUCGGCCGCUACAAGAUGAUUAAACACAAGCUGGACAAAGGCAACGGUGUGAACCCAAAGAGGUUCAACAUGCUGGCAAAGACACGUAGUACCUGGAAGUUAGACGGGAUGAACACGGCUGAUUACGAGACAAUCUCACGGCAAUACCUGCCCCUCUACACCAACAUCACUGUCAACAUCGGCACCGAGGCGGGACUUCACCCCCCUCCCCCGACACCACGUCCUCCUGCCAAAGCUGCGGCUAAACCUGCGGUCAAAGCGCCUACAGAAGAGCUAGAGAAAAGCCCUUCCAAACUCAAAGAGGUCCCCUCAGAGAAACAGGCCACCCUGAGAGACCACUAGUCAUGUUUCAGCCUGUGGGAUGGUGGUUUUUCUUCUCAGUGGCCUGCUUUGUUGUGUGCUCAUUUUAGGCUUUUUCUUUCCAUCACAUUUUGGAGAAUCAACGUCAUGCUGCAUGCGGACAGUUGAUUUAAAAACCCUGACUUAAUAUAGAAUAAAAACAAUAGACCUGCAUCCCUCGACUUAAGGUGAGGGCUCUCCACCUCGGUUCUUCUUCCAUCACUUCUUAUUCUUCCAGGGGAGCCACAGUGAAGAGUGAAGGUCAAAGUUGGACUCUAUGAGUUUAUAUAUCUACAGCGCCGUGGUCGCUGCUUAAACCUGAUGAUGCCUUAGAAACUUAUUGUGAUUUCUUUCUUUCUUUCUUUUUUUGGUCGCUUCACUCGUACCUUACAUUCUUUACAGCGUUGAUAUCAAUGGAACAGUAGCUGCAGCUUCCAGCAGUCACACUGCGCCACUUUAAAGUCUGCUCUCUUUUUUUUUUCUUCUUUUCUUCCUCAACGCCCAUGAAUACACGAGUGAAGGAGACUGUUACUGUUUCCAGUCGGGUGUGUGAAGCUGCUACAAAGAGUGAAGGACAGAUUCAUGUGUAACUGUUGAUAUCAGUACUUCUUCUAAUGAUGACGCACAUAUCUUAUCUGUCUGCAAAUAUCUCGGCCCUGGUUUGACACGGCUUCGUCCUACACAGAGAUGCUGAUAUAUAUAUAUAUAUAUAUCUGUUUGGUUAGCGUACGCUAGGAUAAACUAAAUCUUCCUGUUCCCAAAGCGAUGGAUGCUGUAAACAUACAUUAGCCUUUUGUCAUGUUUAGUAUGAUUGAGGGUAAAGUAAAAAAACAAACAUUUGAGCUGUGUACAUGCAAAGCCAGGGCACAGACUCUUCUGUGUAGCGCUUUCACUUCUCAGAAUAUCAAAUAUCUUUGAUGUUUGAUUUAGAUUUUCUUUUUGGAGUAUUUUUGCCUUUUGCAAGCAGAGCAGGUGUUGGUGACCGCGAUCAGCCCUCUGCCUUCACAUGAGCUUGUCAUUCACAUCAAAAUGGAGUCUCUCUCUUGCUUACCUAUUUUUUUAAAAAUAGAUUAUAUCGAUUCUGUACAGUGUGCUAUGUGUGUUCUAUGUAAACGUGUCCACUGAGAGUGCUGGCUUGCUCCCUCCACAUCUCGUCACUUAAUCUUCAUGAUGUUCAUUGUUUUAGGAUGAUUUCUGCCCUCCUCGUUCCCGUUAUGUUUUCAAAACAUGAGAAAUGAACGGGAACAGUUAAUGUUGUUCUGUAAGAGGAGUCUCUUCUACGUCACAUUAGUGAAGAAGCACGAGCUGCUCCUACUUGUAGUAGCCAAAUAACAAGCUAGUCCAGGAGCUCGAGCCGAAAGCACAACCAGAGAAAUCUGUGAGAUCUCUGCUGAGUGAACAUGUAAGAUGUUAUUUUAUUACAAAACAACAAUAUGAUUUAGCAUGUUCAAGCUUCGAUCACAUUAAAGGAUUACAUCAUCUCUUUUCUGAGGAAAAAAGAAAAAGCUAAAUCUCUGACCGAGCUGGAACAUUUCUAAUUAUUAAGAAUUAUUUUGAUGAUCUUUUUCAAGCAAGAACAUCAAACGUCUGUUUCCAGCUUCUUAAAGAUCAGGAUUAAAAAUGUCUUCCUUAAAUAUACUAAAGGAAGAUGCUUUGGGUUUGGGACUAAUGAGUGGAGAAAGAGAAGCUAUUUGAAGGUUUCAUGGGGGAUUUCUGGGGAAUGGCAAUGAGCAUUUUUUUGAUUUUAUUUUUUUACAUUUUUUGAUUUCCCAAUAGACGUAAUGCUUAAUCAAUAAUUCAGAAUCUUUACUUGCAGGCGCUGGACUCAGACAGUCUGGGAAAUUUAAAUGAAAAUUGAGUUGUGUUUUUGAGAUAUCCUUGGAAUGUAUAUAGAACAUUUAAUUUUGUUUGUUUUUGUUUUAUUUUUCAGAAUAAUCAAAGUGUCACUGAGUUUUUUUUCACCCUCUUGCCAUUCCCUCUUCACUAGUGCCCAUAAACUGCAUGUGGACCCCCCCCACCCACCCCCUCCUCUUCACGCCUCCUCUCUGACAGAUUUGAUUGUGUUAAAAGAAAGUAGUAGUCCCUUUACCCUUUGAGUGCGGCCGUAAUGGCAGGUUGAAAAGGCUGAAACCAAAGAUGAAGGCAUUGAAAGUUGUGAUGAUGGAAGCUUUUGUGUUUUUGUGUGUGAGCUGUAUGAACCAUGAUUAUGAUUUAUUCUGUAUGGUUAUGGAGUCUAUCGUGUCUUCUUGUUAUUAUUUGUAGCCUCUUUCAAACCAUCGUGUAUUCAGUCUGAACCACACAUGACAAGAAAACUGAUUUUUAGGAAAGGGACAUGCAUGUUUUGUUAUUUUCUUUCUGAGAGUGGUUGCCUGUGGUUUUCAUAAAUAGACGACUAUAUACUGUAGUAUCACUCUGACGUGAAUUCAUAUCCAAAUCCUAUGGCCUUAGCAACACGCAGUACUAGUAUUUACCUACAGACAUCUGCAUAUCAGACUUAAUAUGCAUGGCAAAGAUCCUAUUAGUAAGGGAAUGUAUAGAGCACAACCUGGAGAUUAUACAUAUCAGUGCUCGCCCAGGAAACAUGCAGCAUGCCGCCGUGUCUGUGUCGUGAAAUGGAAUCUGUAUUUUUGUGACUUUAAAUGUAACUUUCCAUUUGCUGUGAGGAGUUUCAGGAUGAGAGUUGCAUUUUUUUUUUUUUUGGAGUAAAAUGUACAAAGGAAGCUUAUGUAGCGAGGUCACAGUGUACAGUCUUCAUCAUUUACUGUGUAACACUUUUGUUAGAUUUGACUCCGUUAUGAUGUGGAUAUUUAAGCUCUUCUGCAGCAAUAGCAAACAGUCACCACAGGGUAGUACUGGAGCAACCAAGGGCAAUGUGAUUUAGUGAGUUAUUUCUGCUCUCUUUAUGAAUUCUGCACAGUCCAGAGUGGCCUUAAAUUCAUUAAUAAACUGAUUAUCCAAACAAG
Labrus mixtus (cuckoo wrasse) is the source of this 5467-nucleotide messenger RNA. Its product is annotated as beta-1,4-galactosyltransferase 3. The coding region runs from base 1302 to 2507 and encodes 401 amino acids. Gene Ontology annotation, molecular function: glycosyltransferase activity. NCBI's taxonomy places the organism in Eukaryota, Metazoa, Chordata, Actinopteri, Labriformes, Labridae. Gene Ontology annotation, biological process: carbohydrate metabolic process. The transcript has 7 exons. The record is from RefSeq and is a predicted model, not a curated record.